Eruca vesicaria subsp. sativa (arugula) is the source of this 1351-nucleotide messenger RNA. Lineage: Eukaryota; Viridiplantae; Streptophyta; Magnoliopsida; Brassicales; Brassicaceae. The record is from the annotation of a GenBank genome assembly.
GCCAACGCGAAAUGAGCAUAUGAUUACACUCUGAAGUCCAAACACACGUCGACGUUCAAGUGGACGGUCCAUACAUCUAUCUUUUCUAUAUACCUAAUAAGCACCUUCUCGCUCUCUGUUUUUAUUGAUAGAGUCGGUUGAGGUUUCUUCUAUGGUCGAUCUUAAUUUCCUAGCUCGAUCAAGAAGAAACCAGCAAAAUAUAAACACUUGAAUACUUUAUAAAGAUGAUGGGGGUGGUUCAAGAGUCGUCUAUACCGCCUGGUUUUAGGUUCCAUCCGACAGAUGAAGAGCUUGUUGGAUAUUACCUCAAGAAGAAAGUCGCAUCCCAAAGGAUUGAUCUCGAUGUUAUCAGAGAAAUUGAUCUUUACAAGAUCGAACCAUGGGAUUUACAAGAGAGAUGCAGGAUAGGGUACGAGGAGCAAAAGGAGUGGUACUUUUUCAGCCACAAAGACAAGAAGUAUCCGACUGGGACGAGGACAAACCGAGCCACCAUGGCUGGUUUCUGGAAAGCCACAGGACGGGACAAGGCCGUUUACCUCAACUCCAAACUAAUUGGUAUGAGAAAGACUCUCGUCUUUUACCGUGGUCGAGCUCCCAACGGCCAAAAAUCCGACUGGAUCAUCCAUGAAUACUACAGCCUCGAAUCCCACCAGAACGCUUCUCCGCAGGAAGAAGGAUGGGUAGUGUGUAGAGCAUUUAAGAAACGAACGACCGUCCCGACAAAAAGAAGACAAGUUUGGGAUCCAAACUGUUUCCUAUACGACGACGCUACCCUCUUGAAACCUCUCGACAAGAACGUCCUCAUCAAACAUAAUAGUACUGAUGAUGAUGAUAUAGCGGCCACACCGUUUAAGCAAGAACUACCCUCUGAGGCCAACCACAUCGUCGAUGAUGGGUUCUUUGGAUCUAUAUACCUAAAAUCCAUGGGGGAUGAUGAAUUAUCUCAGCUUCCUCAGCUAGAGAGCCCCUCUCUUGCCUCAGAGAAGUUGCCGGAACCAAUUCGCCGGGCGGGGGAAGAUGAUGGCGUUAGCGCCGAGAAGAGGAUGACGGAUUGGAGAGCUCUUGAUAAGUUCGUGGCAUCUCAAUUCUUGAUGAGUGGCGAAGAAUAAAAGGGUUUUUUUUUUGUGUGUGUGGGGGUGAUAGUAUAACCGUUCUAUGCAUUCAUGCAUGCAUGCAUACAUAAGAAACGUUGUCUCAUAAGGUGAGAUUAUAUUUUAUAUGAAUGAUCUUAAUAAAAAUUCAACGAAGGGAUAGAUUUUGGAUGGAUGCUUAGGAGGUGAGAGUGGGAUAAGAUAUAUAUAUAUAUAUAAUAACGCUCUACACUUACUGAGUUUUAAGUAUAAUGUAUGAG